Molecule: messenger RNA, 1785 nt
Organism: Aspergillus pseudoviridinutans
Lineage: Eukaryota; Fungi; Ascomycota; Eurotiomycetes; Eurotiales; Aspergillaceae
Exons: 5
Coding region: 1-1785 (594 amino acids)
Source: RefSeq, a predicted model, not a curated record
AUGUCGAACAUGUCGCUUUCCGACUCAGAUCUCUCGUCGCUAUCGUCAGCGCCUCCUUCAGAAGAUGAAGUUGGUCCUAUGGCUCUCGAUGAGCCUGUUGGCAUCACCAAGUACUUCAAGAAGGAAUCCGAGUCUCCGCCGCCGAAACGGGAGCCCUCACCACCUCAUGAAUAUGUUCUAGCUGAUAAUCCUGACAUUGCAUUUAUUGUGAUGUUCCGCGCGCGUUUUCAUGAGGUCUUCCCGCGAUCGACGCCACACUUUGGACCCCAGGAUAUCGAGAGAGGUGUCGUGGAGCUUCCACCAGGCGAUUAUAUUGAGAGACUUCUAUGUGCAUUGCUCGGUCUCGUGCUAAAUCGGAAGAAGGAUGUUGACCGAGCUCACUACCAGCGACCUCUUGAAGAGGCAAUUCAAACUCAUGCCUCCCAAUGGCCCAAGGCUUGGCAAGGAAAGAACCCCCUUCAUGGGGGUCGCACCUUUGCAACAAUGUCACCCGAAGAACGCUUGACAUUGCUGAAGUCGCUGAUUCUCUGGUCCCUUUCUUCAUCUGAAGCCGUUCAAGCCAAGAUUAAAGAAUCCUACAAGCAAGCCCGCCAUGAGGACGAUCUGAACCAACCGCUUUCAGUCCAACCGUGGGGCCGUGACGGCCUGAAGCGUCGGUACUGGCUGGUCGAGGGUUUGGAUGAUACACAUUUCAGGUUAUAUCGCGAGAGCAACCCGGCCCUCAAGAACGUUACGUGGUGGAGUGUAGCCGGGAGUAUACCCGAGUUGAAGGCUGUCGCAGAUAAGCUGGAUGGAGAGAAGAGUAUACAUGCGAAGAAGCUCAGUGAACGGAUCAAGAAUUCCAUACCUCGUUUUGAGGGCUCAGAGGAGAAACGCAAGAGACGGGACUAUCGCAUUGCCCGCAAAGCCGCCUUCGCUCGACCAGAGCCCGGUUUUUCACUGUACGAAGGCCGAACUCGUGGCAAGAAGCUCAAGUACACAUAUUCAGAUGACGAGGAUAUCUUUUCCGACGAGUUUCCCUCAACAAGACGAUCGACACGGAACGCUUCCGGAAUUUCAACACCUGCAGAACCUGCGGGACCCAGAUAUACUGCAAGUGGUAGGCAGAUACGCGCACGAGCGGGUGGCCUGUACGGUGAGAGCCUCCUUAGUGGCCAGCGCGGCGAGGAAGCCGAGGAAACCGGUAGACCCCAAAGGUCUCGGGCGACUCGAGCAAAUGGCUAUACGGACUACAAUAUGGACGAUGAGUCGGACGCUGGUCACUCCAGUGGAAACGAGUGGCAGGGUGGCGAGGAAGAGGAAGACAAUGAUUUCGAAGGCGAUGAUGAAGGCGACUUGAGUGGGGACGAGUCGGUCAUAAACGGACAAGAUCGGAGUCUGGUGGUGCAGUUAAGAUACGGCAAGGGAAAACUACCAAGCAGCCCUCACGAGCCUGUCGAGGAGUCGUCAGCAGAGAAACUUCAAAAUGCACAUACAGACUCAGCGGACAAAGCAGACAUAGCAAAUCCGUCAACGGCCUCUGAGACUCAGGCUAUGAGUCAAGUGCCGGACUCUGAGACCAACAGACAGAUGGAUACGGCAGACGCGCAAGCGCCGACUGUGGAUGUCGGGAAAAUGCCCAGCAUUGUGCCGAUGAACACAGCUGUUUAUGAGCAGAAGGCCGAUCCACUGAAUGAGCUUAACGGUCAACAACGAGAGACGCGUGAGGGUACUGAACAGCCUUCCGGAACCGACUUGUCGCGAAAUCAAAUAGCUCCCAUCAACGGUCCAAAUGAGACGGGUUGA